AACCACCACCAAGUUUCGACUCUGCACACCCCUUUGCUCUCAGCUGCAGAAUACGCACACCUCAAAUCCCUUCUAUGGUUGAGAAUCGAAUAUAUUUUCUUCGUGGUUCAGCGUCAACGUUCACCAACACACUCUCUGCAUCAACAUGUGGCUCAAUCAAACUUUCUAUUCGCCGUGAUGAGCGAUGACCCUAGUGCUCUUGACCAGCUCAUAGGACUCAAAGUUUUGCUCCAGGAACAAGUCAUUUCUUGUACAGAGAGAGCCCAUCAUGAGCAAGAGCGUCAAAUCACCCAACACAAGGGUAGAGAAGACCGAAUGGUUCUUGAAGCAGAUAUUAGACAAGUACUCGAACGAAUCGGUGUCAUGCGAGACCAGCGCCAAGAGGAGCAGAAGACAACCAAUGUCGACACACAGACCAUCCUAGACUUGCUGAGAACAUCACAUGCAGAACACAUGGAACGAAUACGAGGAAGAUUCCAGGAACUUUCUUCGCAACGGGACGAACAACAUGAAGCUCUACUUCGUGAGAUCCACAAGUCCAAAGCGCGUCGAUAA
Molecule: messenger RNA, 555 nt
Organism: Mycena indigotica
Lineage: Eukaryota; Fungi; Basidiomycota; Agaricomycetes; Agaricales; Mycenaceae
Exons: 3
Coding region: 178-555 (125 amino acids)
Source: RefSeq, a predicted model, not a curated record